UCCCUUCCCCGUCCACCGCCCCCUCUCUCUCCCCCUCCACUCACCGUCCCUCUCUCUCCAUCUUCAAAUUCCAGUUUGACUUUUCAGCAAUGCUGGCCGCAAAACCAGAUGGAAGUUGCAGCCCUUCUUUCUUUCCAAUGAAUUCCAGCCCCUUAACAUUCUGGAUUGGAACGAUGCUUGGGAAAGUUUCAAACAGCUGCAGGUACUUCAAAUGGCUGGGAAAGACCACCGGAAGGUUGGAUGAAAUGCAAUGUGGAUGGGGCUUUGGGAUUCUUGUUUGUGACCCCUCUGGCCAUUUUGUCAAAGGCUUGUCUGGAUCGUUGGGGGUCGGGAUGGAACAGAAACUUAUUAAAAUCAUGUCGAUAAGAGAGGCUUUGUCUUCGCUGCAUGAAUCGAUUGCCAGGAGGCUGUCCAUGCUAGUACUAAACUGAAGCAAGACAUCUCCUAGUUUGGCACCAUUGUUCACGACUAUUUACGUUUGAAAUCUCAAUUUCAACUAAUAUCCUUCCGUGCUAAUAGAGCAGCUCACUAUCAUCAGCAUUUCGUUCUAGGUUGGAAUGAUUUUCCUUCUUUUCUUUAAGCUAUUUUGGUUUUGUAUUUUGCCACUAAUAAUUUCAAUGUCUCUAGCAUUAGUCUGUUGGGUUGGGAUAGAUUUCUCCCUUAAUUGCCUCUUAGAACAUUAUUGU
Messenger RNA from Gossypium arboreum, 686 nucleotides. RefSeq lists its product as uncharacterized. NCBI's taxonomy places the organism in Eukaryota, Viridiplantae, Streptophyta, Magnoliopsida, Malvales, Malvaceae. The record is from RefSeq and is a predicted model, not a curated record. The transcript is spliced from 2 exons. Bases 90 to 431 code for a protein of 113 amino acids.